Gaeumannomyces tritici R3-111a-1 is the source of this 2663-nucleotide messenger RNA. RefSeq names its product CMGC/CDK protein kinase. Lineage: Eukaryota; Fungi; Ascomycota; Sordariomycetes; Magnaporthales; Magnaporthaceae. The transcript has 5 exons. Gene Ontology annotation, cellular component: nucleus. The coding region runs from base 498 to 2225 and encodes 575 amino acids. Gene Ontology annotation, biological process: protein phosphorylation. Gene Ontology annotation, molecular function: cyclin-dependent protein serine/threonine kinase activity; ATP binding. The record is from RefSeq and is a predicted model, not a curated record.
GGAGCGUGCACUACCAGAGCUCCAUCCAAGGCGCCUUGGGGAUGCGACCAAUUCUGUCCCAACCCGCGUUGCCUCACCCGUCUGCCAAAAUUUCUCCAAAACCCAUGGUAUGGCUUUGAUUCUUUGGAGAAUGUGAAUCUGUACAAUCUGCUUUCCCAUUCUUUUCAUUCCCUGCUCGCUUUCUUAAUACUAUUUCCGCCAGCUCUCUGCGCUUGCUCGCGUUCCAACCUGGAGCAUAAUCGACAGGGCGCUUUGAGGCUUGUUAGCCACCCCAGUCAUUUCUCAUCCUUUUCCUGGCCGCAUGGGCUCGUGCUGAGCACAAACGCCCUUCCAUCCCCGGCAUCCAACGACCGCGGACUGAGGAAGGAAGGAGGAACGCCCACGCCGUCUCGAUACAUUUCUUGUCCCGACAUUGCUGUCUCCCAUCCGACUACUCGACUCGGGCCACGGCCAAGACAAAGGCCCCCUGACACGCGCGCGACGAGGCAGCGCCCAUCAUGGGCGCCCCCGCCGAGAGCCGCGACAACGGCGCGCUGACCGCGCCGCCCCUAUCGCCACGGUCGUUUGCGAUCCAACACGCGCGGCCCAAGUCCAGCUUCACGGGCUGCUCCCGCUACUCAGACUAUGAAGUGACCGACAAAGUGGGCGAGGGCACCUUCGGCGAGGUCCACAAGGCCAAGGCUAAGAAGACGGGUGCCAUCGUCGCACUGAAAAAGAUCAUCAUGCACAAUGAGAAGGAUGGGUUCCCCAUCACGGCGCUGCGCGAAAUCAAGUUGAUGAAACUGCUAUCGCACGAGAAUGUGCUAAAGCUCGAAGACAUGGCAGUGGAGCACCUACCGAGGACCUCCGACAAACGCAAACGCCCAAUAAUGCACAUGGUAUUCCCGUACAUGGAUCACGAUCUCUCGGGCCUCCUCGACAACCCGUCUGUCAGGUUCACCGAGCCGCAGAUCAAGUGCUAUCUGAUGCAGCUUCUCGAGGGGCUGAAGUAUCUGCACGAAAAUCAUAUCCUCCACCGUGACAUGAAGGCGGCCAACCUUCUCAUCAACAACCAGGGAAUACUACAGAUCGCCGACUUUGGUCUGGCCCGCCAUUACGAUGGCCCGACGCCCCAGCCAGGCCGCGGAGGAGGCGAGGGCUCGAGAAAUUACACUAGUCUUGUGGUUACGCGCUGGUACCGUCCUCCCGAGCUACUGCUGCAUCUCAAGUCCUACACGACGGCUAUUGACAUGUGGGGAGUUGGGUGCGUGUUCGGAGAGAUGCUUGUGGGCAAGCCGAUCCUCUCUGGCGAGAGUGACGGACACCAGCUUGAGAUCAUUUGGGAUCUUUGUGGUUCACCUACAGAUGAGAAUAUGCCCGGAUGGAAGAGCUUGCCCGGAGCGGAGGCCAUACAACCAAAGUCACGGCCCGGCAACCUAUCGCAACGGUUCCGAGAAUACGGAGGCGGUGCGGUUUCCUUGUUGAAGGACCUCCUGAAACUUGACUGGAAAUCUCGGGUCAAUGCCAUGGACGCUCUGAAGCAUCCUUACUUUCAGAGCGCUCCCUAUCCGGCCAAACCCAGCGACAUACCGACUUUCGAGGACAGCCACGAGCUCGACAGGCGGAGAUACCACGACCGCCCUCCAAAGGCGCUACCACCUGCCCCUAAGGGCGGCGCGGUAGGUCGCGGUCCCAUGGACGGCCCCGGAGAUUAUAGCCGAAACGGGACAAAUGGUGGCAGAUAUGGUGGCCCUCCGUCGAGGACAAACGGCGACCAUGAUCGAAGGCAGCCGGGAUGGGGGAAGGAUAGGAAUCUCAACCUACCACCACGGCCGCCUCCGCCGGCGGAUUCGCAAAAUGGGUGGGAUGGUGCAGAACACGCUCCGGCCUACCGAGACAGGGAUCGAGACAGGGAUAGAGACCGUGACCGAGACCGAGACCGAGAUCCACCCAGGAGUAGGGGUGGCGGCGGCGGCGGCGGUGGCGGCGGUGGUCGCGUCGAUGUAGACACAUACAUCCCUAGCUACGGCGGCGGGGGACGCGACGGAGGACGUCGAGACGACAGGCCGCCGCCGCGUGACGAUCGAAGGCGCCGCGACGACUGGGAUGACCGCAGAUACGACAGAGACCGCGGCGGCGGGUACGACGACCGGCCACGAAACAGCAGAACCCGCAGCCGGUCGCCGAUCAGGGAACGGGAGCGAGACUGGGACCGAGAUCGCGAUCGCGAAGUCUACCGGAGAUAGGGUCCACCGGCGAGGCGGCGAAGAUAGGAUCUGGAAGACCUCCUCCCCACGUCCCUGAUCGACGAACUGUUCCCGUCACGCCUUCCCCUGCACGCCGGGCGUGGCUGAUCGACAGCAAGUCUGACUGCGUCUUUGUUAUCUCGUCUUUCUUCACCCCUUUUCCUUUUGGCACUUUUUUUUUCUUCCAUACAACAUUACACGGCAUUGACAGCGAUCCUCAAAGGCAACUUGAAGGCGGCGGAGAGAGCGGUCGACACUCGAAGGAGAGCAGUUCUUCAUGCUCUGUAUUAUAGUAUUAUCACAUAGACCAGGUUCCCAGGCCGGCGCGGCGGGUGUGCAAGUCCCUGCGCGGGCUCCUUUUUUCGUCAAUAGCCGCCAUUGGAAGAGUCAUCUUCCUCUUCCUCCAAUAUAAUUGACUGCAGCAACGGCAUCCUCCGC